Molecule: messenger RNA, 448 nt
Organism: Phanerochaete carnosa HHB-10118-sp
Lineage: Eukaryota; Fungi; Basidiomycota; Agaricomycetes; Polyporales; Phanerochaetaceae
Exons: 1
Coding region: 61-279 (72 amino acids)
Source: RefSeq, a predicted model, not a curated record
GUGCAAUUUUCGCACAUCAGGCCUACCGUCGGUCUUGGUCUCGGAUUGCCGUCCGAUACCAUGACCACCACGGUCACCGCGCACGUCGGGCUUGGCAUCCACAUUGACUGCUGGUUCCUUGACGAGGACGAUGCAGAGACGCCGUCCCCUGUGUUCGCAGCCCCAUCUGUACCGACCCCUUCGCCAGACCAUGCUGCUGUUAUUCGCAGCAGUAUUGCGACGGUUGGACUGGGUAUAGAUAUUCCGGGGUGGGACAUGACAGAGUGUUGUGCCGUCUAAGGCAGUACUCGCACUGUUCGCGUUACACUAUGUUACCGCAUGCACGACAAUUCUCCCAAAAAGAAUGCAUGCAGUAGCGUUGUGACGGGUAGUCCUGCUCUAUUAUUUAAAGACGCAGAUGAAUGCCAAGAGUGCUAGUCAUUCAGUAGAGAGCUUCAUCUUAGACGUC